This is a messenger RNA of Cajanus cajan (pigeon pea), 553 nucleotides long. RefSeq names its product E3 ubiquitin-protein ligase RING1-like. Lineage: Eukaryota; Viridiplantae; Streptophyta; Magnoliopsida; Fabales; Fabaceae. The record is from RefSeq and is a predicted model, not a curated record. Gene Ontology annotation, biological process: protein ubiquitination. Gene Ontology annotation, cellular component: cytoplasm. Gene Ontology annotation, molecular function: ubiquitin protein ligase activity.
CCCGGCCCCGGCUUCGAGCAGUUGAUGCAGCAGCUCGCCGACAACGACCCCAACCGCUAUGGCACGCCGCCUGCCGCCAAGGACGCCGUCGAGAACCUCUCCACCGUCACCGUCGACGAUGACAUGCUGAACUCGGAGCUGAACCAGUGCGCGGUUUUCCAGGACGAGUUCGAGAAGGGGUCGCAUGUGACGCAAAUGCCCUGCAAGCACGUGUACCACGGUGACUGCUUGAUUCCCUGGCUUCGCCUGCACAACUCUUGCCCCGUGUGCCGAUACGAAUUGCCCACGGAUGACGCUGAUUAUAAGAAUCGGACACAGGGGAACGUCGGUGAUGGGUCGAGGUCCAAUGGGAGAGAUAGUGGUGGCAGCGGCAAUGGCGGUGCAGGUGCAAGGGGGAGUAACAGGCCUGUUCACAGGACUUUUAGAAUAUAUCUGGGGAAUCCUUUUGAUACAGGUGGAUCUGCGCACGACAGCGGUGAAAGGAGAUGGAGGAAUUUUCCAGAAGAUAUGGAUUGAAGUUGUAUGUGAGUAGUUCUUGUUUGAAUAUGGCUUU